Molecule: messenger RNA, 479 nt
Organism: Adelges cooleyi (spruce gall adelgid)
Lineage: Eukaryota; Metazoa; Arthropoda; Insecta; Hemiptera; Adelgidae
Exons: 7
Coding region: 1-354 (117 amino acids)
Source: RefSeq, a predicted model, not a curated record
AUGAUGUUAGCAAAGAGUAACUCUUUUGUAUUAUUUGUUGUAAUAGGUGACAAGCCGGAAAUUUCAGAAGGGCUGUCUGAUACCAAUUUUGAUCCAAGUUUGGAUAAUCAGCCGUCAAAUGAGGCAACGGGUUGUAGGAAUAAAAUAAAAAAGGCUGCCGGAAAUAUAUGUAAAGGUGUGAAAAAUGUUGUAUGUGCUUGCGGCACUUGCAUUGGUGAAUUGGGUUACGUUUAUUGUGCUAAUUUAAAAGAUGAUGUAGAACACAAAUUGCAACAUCUUGGUAGUAGUAGUCAUCAUCAUCAUAUUCAUCACAUUAAUACUAUGCACCGUUGUCAUUCAUGUAGCCAUCAUUAAGCAUAAGAAAGGAACCAAACGUUUUGCAGACAUAUUCAAUUGCUUAUUAAAUGCAUAUAAAUUUGCAUAAUUAAAUUGGGUCAACUUUUACUAAUUCGAAAACACAUAGUACAUGAAUUCAUAAU